This is a messenger RNA of Caenorhabditis remanei, 978 nucleotides long. RefSeq lists its product as uncharacterized. Lineage: Eukaryota; Metazoa; Nematoda; Chromadorea; Rhabditida; Rhabditidae. The record is from RefSeq and is a predicted model, not a curated record. The transcript is spliced from 7 exons. The coding region runs from base 1 to 978 and encodes 325 amino acids.
AUGAUUGACCACUGGUCCAACGUGCCCCGAAUAAUAUGGGCAAGUACACUAGGUCCGCUGGGAUUUUUGUUGAAUGUAUUGAUGGGCUACAUUAUUUUCAAGUACACUCCAGACUCUAUGAAAACAUAUUCAACAUUGAUAAUGGUGAUGACAAUAUCUGAUGCAGUGAAUGGAUUUUGUAGUGUUAUGACUUCUGAAAGAGUAAUUUCAACUGGCUCUCAAUUGUUCGUUAUAUUUGGAGGAAUUUGUGAAAGUGCUUUUGAUGAGAAGUUGACAAAAUCCAGGUUUUGCAUGUCUUGGUACGCUUUGCAAAUUGUAUGCGCAAUGCUAAACAGCAUUAUAAUGAUAUUCUCCUAUGUCUUCCGAGCCUAUGUAAUCACAAUGCCAUUCGACACGAUUAAUCAAAAAAAGACCUGGGGAUAUUUUAUGUCAUGGUCCUCCUUAGAAGAUAUGGAUGCAGAAAUUUCGAAAAUUUAUCCGGAGUUAAUUGGUUCUAAUUACACAUAUUCAGGGGUUCUCGACGUGAAUGCUCCAUCUCAGAUAGUGAUGAACAUGAUGUCAAUUUUUCUUUCGGUAUUUGUGGUUAUGAUGGCCUUAAUUUGCAAGUGUAUAAUUGAAAAAUAUCUGAAUAAAUUCACAUUCACGGAGAAUAAGAAACGGCAGCAUAGGUCUUUGGUUAACGUUCUUCUCUAUCAAACCUUCAGUCCAUUCCUUUCAUUAGUUACCGUAGCCCUCUACGUGACAGUAGGCCAAACUGGUGGCAGCACCGCAAUACUUGAGAAUCUAAUGCCGUUCUCACUGGUGCUUCUGACUGUCGUUAGUCCAAUCGCCAGUUGUAUAUUAAUUGGUCCGUAUCGAGCUGCGUUUUUCAAAUUAUGGAACUCAAAUGUUUCGAUGAUUUUUGGAGCGGAUUCCAGAUUAUUGAAGAACCAAGAACCACCAUUUCGAAGCACAAUUUCGGUGACCAACACAGUAUGA